Molecule: messenger RNA, 978 nt
Organism: Rhizopus microsporus ATCC 52813
Lineage: Eukaryota; Fungi; Mucoromycota; Mucoromycetes; Mucorales; Rhizopodaceae
Product: tubulin-tyrosine ligase
Exons: 2
Biological process (GO): protein modification process
Cellular component (GO): P-body
Molecular function (GO): ATP binding; metal ion binding
Source: RefSeq, a predicted model, not a curated record
CCAGAGGAUGAAACUAUUCAGCUGCAGUGGUUAGAAUAUGAACUGAUCAACUGGGAUCUAGUUGCCCAAAACAAGUGCUUAGUGAAUGCAUACUGUAUUCGUAAGGGCUUUAUUCGAAAAGCACAAUUAUCUUAUAACGUUACAAAAUAUCUUUCCAAGAACCCAGACAGUAUCUUGAAAAAGGCGAUCCCUGAAACUUGGCAAUUUGAGUUGGAUCAUGUGGAUUACUUUGAGGAAGCAAUGAAUGAAGUAUUUGAAGUAGAAAGAGAUUUAGAAGAAGGAGGGCAUGCGUUCAUCAUUAAGCCUAGUCUUGCCAAUAAAGCAGCAGGGAUUAAGGUGUUCAAUACCCUGGAACAGCUUCGUAACAUGUUUGAAGAGAUAGAAGAGGACUAUGAUGAAGACGACGAUAAAGAGGAUAUCAGCCAGAUAAGAGAAUGGGUCAUACAAAGAUAUAUCGACAAACCAUUGCUGGUGAAUAAGCGCAAGUUUCAUGUUCGAGCCUACGUGUUGGCCAAAUCAAACAUUGAAGUCUAUCUUUACCGAGACAUGCUAGCACUAUUUGCAUUGAAGGAAUAUGACUUGAGCCAAUUAGAAGAUAACUUGAUUCACUUGACAAACACUUGCAUUCAAACAGAAGAAAAAGAAUUUAUUGAAGAUGAAUCUGUCAAAUUAUUUUGGGAGUUGGAAGAAAUCAAAGACAAAGAAAAAAUAUUUAAGCAAAUGAAGGAUAUUUUGGCAGACAUCUUUGAUGCUUGUACCAGUGAGAUGACAACAUUUCAAGCUAUCCCCAAUGCAUUUGAACUGUUUGGUAUUGAUUUUUUGAUUGAUCAAGACUAUAACGUUUACUUUUUAGAAGCUAAUGCGUUCCCUGACUUUAAGCAAACAGGUCAUCGGUUACAACAUAUCAUUCAAGAGUUAUUUGACGCCACAACAAGGGUAGCCAUAGAACCAUACUUUACAAAUGAAGAAUAUCAAGAU